Messenger RNA from Meira miltonrushii, 789 nucleotides. RefSeq lists its product as uncharacterized. Gene Ontology annotation, cellular component: RNA polymerase III complex. The coding region runs from base 1 to 789 and encodes 262 amino acids. Gene Ontology annotation, biological process: transcription initiation at RNA polymerase III promoter. Gene Ontology annotation, molecular function: nucleotide binding. NCBI's taxonomy places the organism in Eukaryota, Fungi, Basidiomycota, Exobasidiomycetes, Exobasidiales, Brachybasidiaceae. The record is from RefSeq and is a predicted model, not a curated record. The transcript has 3 exons.
AUGAAGGUCAAAAAUGCUCGGGCUGCUGAGCUGAGCGAUUUCGAGGUAUUGCAGGUAUUACGUGAGAUGGGUAAAAGACAACAAAUGGCCGUGUUAAAGAAAAAUAUAGAAUCAACAAAAGUCACUACAAUGAAUUCCAUAAAACCAAACACAGGAACAGAAUCACUUUCAAUCGAAGAAAGAACAAUGCAAUCUUUACCUUCAAAUUUACGAACCAUUCAAUAUGAAGUUUUGGAAUGUUUGCGAAACGUACAAAGGCCAUGUGCACAUCAAUCCUCCGACCAGAUACCUCGAUUCAUGGAUGCCCUGUAUGCAUGGGAACGCGGUAAGCCUGUUGAAGGUGUACCAGGAUUGAACGAAGGAGGAGAAGAUGGUGGAAUAAUAACGAUCAUCGAGAGGGAAAAGAGACUCACCAAAGGAGAAAGACUGAUGUUGAUCAAUCAUGCUCCUACGACAGAGAUUGAGCUGUACCCGCUCGUGGAAGAAAUCGAAGAUCGAUUCACAGCAGAUCAAAGACUGGAUAUUCUUACUAUCAUUUCAGCUCAUCUUCCACUUGAUCAAGAAGCUAUACAAGCUUAUCAAGAUCGAAAUACUACCAUGCCCGCAAAUGCAGAAAUGAACGAUCAGCAAGACGUAGUCUUUGAUGAACAGGACGGCGAAGAAGUCUAUGUUGGCCCUGAAGAUGAAUACGAACAACAGGGAAUAGCUGACCCUGAUGACGAUAUGGACAUGCUGCAGAAUGAGGCAGCAGGUGGAGCAGCAGUCGAUGACGAUGGUCCAGAUGAAUAA